Messenger RNA from Acyrthosiphon pisum (pea aphid), 1188 nucleotides. RefSeq names its product chromatin modification-related protein png2-like. The transcript has 4 exons. The record is from RefSeq and is a predicted model, not a curated record. The coding region runs from base 390 to 965 and encodes 191 amino acids. NCBI's taxonomy places the organism in Eukaryota, Metazoa, Arthropoda, Insecta, Hemiptera, Aphididae.
CCCUUGAUCUCCCUUCCCCCCACCGUAAAUACACCACUGGUGGACCCGGUUAGGUAAUACACAGUACGCAUCCGGGGUGUUGACGAGACACGGACCAAUGGCCUUGUUAGUUACAUAAUAACCUGCUCGGUGCUCUGGAAAUCGCCGCCCGUCCUUGAAUCGUACCUCGUGACCAAGUUAACCUGUUGAAUAGUUCAAUGAGCAGUUCGGCCCCAAAGUCACCUCUGCGCAUGCGCCAAACUGUUUGUGAUAAGCGAUUGCCGAUGAAUACACAAAACUCAAAAUAUAACCGUCGUGACGUUAUCUUAUAGUCAUUUAUCAUUAUACAUUUUAUAAUUUCUAUUUUCUAUUGAGUAUUUGAAUAGAAGGCUUUAACUAAGACUGUGAAAAUGAACAAAUGUGGCAAGUCGAGAAAAUGUUGUAUUUUAUGUCUGAAGUCGCCACAUAAAGUACCUUAUCUUAGAUUGCACAUAUUUCCAAAAAAUGAAUAUCAAAGAAAUUUGUGGUUAAAUGCUUGUGGUUUGCAAGCUGAUGAAUGUUUGCCAAGUCGAUUAUUAUGUUCCAGACAUUUUGAAGAUACAUGUUAUACUAAAUGUGGUUAUCGCUUAAAAUCAAAUGCGAUUCCUACAAAAUUUUUAAAAGGGCAAGUCAUACGACCAUAUUUUCAACUACCUGAAUACAAAAACAUACAUUUGAGAUUAAAAAAUGAUGGACUAUCAAGUUCUCUUCAGCCAUCAACAUCUGAAACUGUGAAUGUCAGUUCCAAACUCAAACAAGGGCGGAAUUUGACUAAUAUUUAUACUGCAAAGGAACCUUCUAAAUAUUGUACCUGUAAGGAAGAAAAAGGCGGUAAAUCAAUUAUGUGUACGCAGGAAAAUUGCCCUAAUCUUUGGUACCAUUAUGUAUGUUUGGGAAUUAAACGCAAGCCAAGAUCAGAGAAGUGGAAAUGUAAAUUCUGCAAAUAAUAAGAAAUGUUUAUUUAAAUUAUGAGUUAACUUGUUUAUUUACAUAGUUUUGAAUAUACACAUAUAUUUUUUAAUAAAAUAAAAUUAUAAUAAUUUUAACUUAAAGGUAUUACUGAACUACACAUAUUUAUUAAUCCACAGCAAACCGUUACAAUAGAAUCUAAUAGACAUGUCUCAUCUUCUUGAUCCUUAAGGGUAGUUAUUUGUACUGGACCAUUUAAAA